Messenger RNA from Anopheles coluzzii, 1874 nucleotides. RefSeq lists its product as uncharacterized. The record is from RefSeq and is a predicted model, not a curated record. The coding region runs from base 252 to 1706 and encodes 484 amino acids. The transcript has a single exon. Lineage: Eukaryota; Metazoa; Arthropoda; Insecta; Diptera; Culicidae.
AGAGCGCUGCCUUAGCUGCUCGGUCGGUGUAUGUAGAAGCGCUCAUACAUUUUUCUUGUUCGAUGUCUUGUUUUGGUGCAAGAGCUCCGGCUUAUAGCGUAUUUGACGUACACCUGUUAAUUUCAAAUGUUGCUGGGAUUGCGAAAAUAUUUGUCGUUUAUUUAUCGACACUACAUCGAAAUCUAUACUGAUCCUUUUCACUGUCAGAUGUACCCUCUAAGUUAAGCGGUUUGCUCGAACAUAAAUCCAAUAUGUCUAAGCGUCGUGCAUGGAGGCAUCCCAAACAAGAUCACAGUGUUUAUGUGCAACAGUUGUUUAAAGAUUUUCUUGCCCGUAACACUGUUAAUUCCAUUGCAAAUCGCUCAAUUGAAACGCGGAAGAACUUCUCCCGUGCCGAAAGCAAAAUUUCUGAAAAUUGCAAACAACGAGGUAUAUUUGACCGUGCGGUUUAUGCGCGCUUUGAGCGUAAUACAAAUUGUGGAGGCUUUAUUCGUCAAGAACCAACGCGCAGAUCGAAAACAGGAUUAAUGCGAUGGAUUGAUCAGCAGUGCAGCAAACACGAACAACGAGCUGUAAUUCAGAAAACUUCUCGAAAGGAUGAUUACCUGAAUUUGCCUGGCAAUUUUUUUUCCGGGACAGAACAAAUGAAACUGCCGUUCGAUAUGGCUGACAGGACGCUAGGCAAUGUGACGAACAACUUUAUCCCACCAGCAACAUCGACACCUUUCGAUCGUUUGACUUCUUUCGGCGUGUCGGGGGUAUUAUCUGAUCCAGACGAAUUUCAGACUAAUCAGCCCAAUCAAAAGAAAAGUGCCUGCUUCAAAUCUACCAUAUGGGAUACUUUUUUAAAAAGUUGCGUAGAAUAUUUUAAUAUCAUAGCUAAAGAGCACGGUUGUCAAAGCGCUUUAAACUUACGAGAUGAUAUGGAAACGCUUCUGAGAAAAACAGGCUCAAACCCACCCUUGCAUCAGUUGUUCAAAUUAGAAAUGCAAAAAGAACCUCAUCCCACAACACCUGGAAAAAAGAAAAUUGACGUUACACCCAUUGUUAGCAAGAAUCACCAGUUGACUAACAAGAAGAAAUAUCCUCCUAUCAUUGCUCAUAGUCGUCCCAUAUCGGUAGUACCUCCUAAAACAACGCAUAAUCAAACUUGCGUCACCGUGGACGAUCUUAUGCUGGAAACAGAUUCAACUGCUAUCGACCAAAAUAUUCCGAACAAUUUUCCUUUUUUCAUGGAAACUUGUUCUCAAAAACUUCCACACGUAGAUGCAACCCAAGACGAUUUACUGCUUGUAAGUAAUUUGUUAUUUUCUUGCUUUGUUUUGUCAUUUGUUACUUAUAUCUAUCGUUUGCAGACUGCAUCUCCACCUUCCCCAAUCAGAUUCGCACGCCAUGAACAUCCACGAUGCUUGUACGAUGAAUCCACCUUUCUUGUAGAUCUAAUUGCCAGGGACGAUUUCUUGACGGAAAAACUGGAUGGGUUGCUUAAGGAUGAAGAUUUCAACAUCGAUGGAAUUAGUACCGACCGAAGAUUUGAUUUUGGCACUCCAUCUAAUGAAACGAUAAUGAACAAUACUUUUCCAAAUCAUUUUCAAACGAUUAACUAUCUUGAGUCAAACGAAAAUUUUGCAGGCACCCCGGUAUACUUAUCGCAAGAUAUAUUGGCUGCAACAACAAUACAGGACUCCCAGGAAGCUAUGUUCUGAUAACAAUUAAGUACCUUCAUAAGAAAAAACAAUUAAAUUUUCAAAUUGUUCAACUCCUCGAUGAUGUCCAUGUGUUUGAACUUAUCCGGAUGUCUAGUAAACGUUUCAAGCAGAUGCAAUUUAGAUACAUUCUUCUGACAAUAAUAAAGUUGGACUUGAUUUGCUAAA